Messenger RNA from Microplitis demolitor, 2278 nucleotides. It is a transcript of the gene Atg4b, whose product is annotated as cysteine protease atg4da. The record is from RefSeq and is a predicted model, not a curated record. The coding region runs from base 355 to 1797 and encodes 480 amino acids. The transcript is spliced from 6 exons. Gene Ontology annotation, molecular function: protein-phosphatidylethanolamide deconjugating activity. Lineage: Eukaryota; Metazoa; Arthropoda; Insecta; Hymenoptera; Braconidae.
AAUAAACAAAAAAACUAAAUAAAUAAAAUAAAAAAGGAGAUAUCAGUAAGAGAGAACACUGUUAAAUGUCAAUGUGUGAUAGGUGAUAAUAAAUUUAUCUUUACAAAUAAUCUCUAUUUGCAAAAGAAUUUAAACAAAAGCUAAAUAUAAAUUUUAAAAUAAACUGUUGGAUCGUCAGUUGACAUAUUUAAAUAUCUCGAGUCCAAUAAAAUGUAAAUCCUACUACUAACCUGCAAGAAAUAAAUUUAACUACCGUAUAAAAAAGUAUUUUUUGUUAUUAUUAAUAAUUUUUAAAUUAAAUUACAAUUAACACAUUUAUGCACUUCAACAAUUCAAAUUUUCUGCCUGUCAAUCAUGAAUGGGCAAGUGAAAUCUCCUCGAGAAAGGUUAACUGGCUUAGGUACCAGUACCAGCAACUGGUUCGCAAGCUUGAUCCCUCCUGAACAAAUAGCCGGCAUGCCAGACAUACUCCACGUUACCGAAGAGACUCAUCAACAUCAGCUCAAUGAAAGUGUUCUGGCGACAGAAGUUGACAGCAAAGUUAAAACAAAACUACUCACCAUGUGGAAUAAUGUUAAAUACGGAUGGGCAUCAAAAAUAAAAACAAAUUUUUCAAAAGAAUCACCAGUGUGGCUUCUGGGUUCCUGCUACUACAAAAAACCAGAGGAAGCUCUGUCACUAGACAAGGCAUCAGAAGCUGGCUUGGAUCCAGACUCAAGUGGUGAUGAAUCUUUAGCAGAAGACGCGACAAUAAUGGACGAAGGAAUGGACGGUUUUAAACGGGACUUUGUGUCACGACUCUGGUUGACGUAUCGCAAAGAAUUUCCUAUUUUAAAUGGAUCCACUUAUACCACUGAUUGUGGGUGGGGGUGUAUGCUCAGAAGUGGACAGAUGAUGCUGGCACAGGCGCUAGUUUGCCAUUUUCUUGGUCGUGAUUGGAGAUGGAGACCCGAUCAAAAAGAUGAAAUUUAUUUACAAGAUGAAGCCAAGCAUCGUAUGAUAAUAAAAUGGUUUGGUGAUCAACCAACAGAACAAACCCCACUGUCUAUUCAUACCCUAGUAAAAUUUGGAGCAUCUGCGGGUAAAAGAGCUGGUGAUUGGUACGGGCCAGCAUCUGUUGCUCAUUUACUUAGUCAGGCUGUAAAAGACGCUGCUCUGCGUCAUGAACAGUUUGAAAAUUUAGCUCUGUAUGUUGCCCAAGACUGCGCAGUUUAUCUGGAGGAUGUAAGAAAAGCCUGCGAGAAAAGUGACGGCAGCUGGAAGUCUCUGAUACUUUUAGUACCUCUGAGACUGGGCGCUGAUAAAUUAAAUCCAAAUUACGCGCCUUGUCUGACUGCGCUCUUGCAGCUGGACGUCUGUAUCGGAGUAAUUGGUGGCCGACCUAGACACUCACUUUACUUCAUCGGCUACCAGGAAGACAAACUCAUUCAUCUAGACCCGCAUUAUUGCCAAGAAGCCGUUGAUGUAUGGAAAGAUAAUUUUCCUCUUGCCAGCUUCCAUUGCUCGUCUCCUAGGAAAAUGUUGCUGUCAAAAAUGGACCCUAGUUGUUGCGUUGGAUUUUAUUUUUGUGAUAAACAGGCUUUUGAUAAGUUUGUUAUGACUAUUGAGAGAUCUCUCGUGCCUUCGAAUCAGAAGGUUGACUACCCGAUGUUUCUAUUUUGCGAGGGCAGUGGAGAUGAAAUAAGACGCGGCUACGAAGUUACUGAAGACAUGAUGGCCACUAGCACUAGUGCUAAUCCUGAACAGUUUGCUGUUGAUGAACUACCGUACGAAUGCGAAGAAUUUGAAGUUCUGUAAUGAUGAUACCGUGUACUCAUCAUUCAUUUAAUUUUGUUAUACGAUUUUAUUUUUCUUAGAUAAUUAUUAAUUAUUAAUUAUUUGAUAUAUUAAUAAUUGAUAGUAACUAAUGUACUUAAAUAUUUAAUACAGAUCGUCCGGAAAUAAUUUAAAUGCUUUCUACGAUCUCUUGAUAAUUAUUUCAGCAUUUGUUUAAAUAUAAAUUUGAAUUAUGACUCUUUUGCCGAGCGACCCAUGAGUUGAUUAAUUGAAGAAGAUUAAUUAAAAAAAAAAAGAAUAUGUGAUUUUUAUAGACUAGAAUUUAAAAGUUUUAAUUAAUGUUUUAACAUUCCGUUGGAAUUUUUAAAAUCAAAAUUGUUUUUCUCAAUUGUGAAAUUAUUUAUUGUAAAUAUUUGAUUAUUUUAUUUUUAAGUUACGAAAUUUAUAUUCUAAGUUUAUUUAUUUUCAUUUUAUUUAUCAUUUUGUUUCGCGUCAUUGAAAU